AAGUGUCGUUGUUCGACAAAUCUUGUGGCUUGCGUGUCCGCUUUCGCCUAUGCUUGUUCUCUUCAGCUCUCCUACUCCUUUUCACCCUCUCUCUGCUGACUCUUUCCUCUUGCUUCCCUUUCUCUCUGCCAUUGGGUCUGCAUACUCUCUUUUCGAUGGCCAAGCAAGCAGGUACGCACACAUAGACGUACCGAAGAUCGGUAGUGAAUUGGUGAAUGCACGCAUCGGGCUCUCCUUGCCGACGUUCGUUCUUUCUCAGUGCGUGCCUUACGCGGAUACCGUAAAGUAUAUAUUACUUGUUUCGUAUCAUCUACGUGGCGUAUUACAGCAAAUACUUGGUUUAAAGUUUAAACAUUCAAAUGAAAAAUACAAAAGUGCAAGAAGAAGGAAAUAAAUAGUGGCGUUCAAAAUUACAGAAAUCAACGGCAAAUGUUUUGCUGUGGUUACUGUUGGCUGCAACCGUACUAUCGAAAUCACGCGAGUGUGCACAGUUUGAUUUUUCGAGUGACGACGUGACCAGUACCAAGAAUAACGGAGCAAGUAAAUGCGAAAUGGAUCUCAGAUUAUUUUGAGAGAAUCGCACACAGUCGGUGACAAGAGUGAUUUUUUAUUCGCAUACAAAAACGAAUAAGCUGUCGUUUAGACCUCCAAAAAUAAGUAUAUAUAAUCAAAAUAAAUUUGAAGAUCGACAAAUUAUAAAUACUCAUUUCGAAAGACUGGCCAAUACGAAUCUUGAUUUGUGACUGUAAUAAGUAGUUAUUUGCAAAUUUAAAGUUACAGAUAGGAACACAUUCGAGUUUAUUUUUGCAAAUCUAUAAAUCUGUUAAAAAUAACUACGGAACAGAGGCGAGUUAACGUUUUUUUUUUUGUAAUUGAACAGGCGCGCUUUGAGCUAAGCAAGCCUGUAAUAUUUUUAGAUGGCGUUAUGCUCGUUCUCGAUCGGUUCACGAAUUCCAGGGAGUUGCUGCAUCUUAAAGAACGUCGAUCGGUUCCAGUUGUUUGAACCGUAUACAUGAACUUUUACGCUGUAAAAUGGCGUAGACGAAUACACAAGAAACGUGAUCACGAGAUAUAUGCAGUUCUCGUAUUUUGCCAUGAGCGAAGCAAGCUUUGCGUUUAAUUUAAAAACAAUUUCGUAAAGAAAUGAAACCGUUUGUUAUUGUUUGCAACGUUGGAUCUUGCGCGAUCAACUUCAGUGGAAGCGCAAGAAUUUCGAUUUCCCGGACACGCUUUUGAAAACCUCAUAGAAACGAAGGCGUUGAUGGUCGCAAAAUGACUUCGACCGAAGAUGGCGAUCUGAUCGAUCUUGGGAACGAUGCUUGCGUACCAAGGGUAUCGAUUCAAGAUUCGUCUUCCGACGAACAGGAGCAUCUACUAGACGUGUGUCCACCGAAAUUAGAGGAAACGUUGUCAUUGACCAGGAAGCAGGAACAAGUGCAGAGCAUCAGCGACAACGGUUACGUAUUGGUCACUCUGGGCCACGAUCAAGUGGUACCUAUUCGUAAAAGAAUCGACGUGGUUUCAUCGGACACGAUAAAAAGGGUUCGCGACAUUACCAGGAACUUGGAACCAGUUAUAAGGAAGACCUGUUCCGAUAUUAACGAGGAGCAUCAGGACACGGUCGACCAUGGGAGCGGGUCGACUCGCGAGGACGGUCACCGUUUCUCCGAGAAGCAAGAGGACGAAACGUUCGAAGCGCAGGAAAUCAACGAUGCGUUCAACUUUCUUACGGAACACGACGACAGCGAGGAUCAGAUCGAAACGAACCGUGAUCGUCCUGACGAGCCUACGGAUCCUUAUGGAUCAACGACGGAGGACGAAGAUCUGUUGAAUCGCCGUCGCGCUUUCAGCUGGAAAGACAUGGACUCCAAUAAUUCGGCCUUCGAGUUGCCUUCAAGUUUGAACAAAUCUUGCGAAAACGUUUCAAAAAAGAUAAGAUCAAUUUCCGUCGAUUAUGAAUUGGAAGUGGACAACGAGGUUGCCGGUAAACAACGCCAUGAAGAACAAGCGAACAAAAUAGGAGGAGCUUUUCGACACAUGCAUCGUAAAUCGUGGACGGAAGGCGCAACAUUCAAUAGUUUGCCACAGGAUACGUUUUCUCAAUUCGCCAGAUCUCCCAGUUUGAGAGAAUACAAUCGAGGACCAUCCGCUUCCUCCAAUGGUAUUCAUAGGUCCAGUUUUAGUUUAAGCUGCUCAACGGGAGAGGAUGCGGACACAAAUCCAGAGGACGGAUGUUCAGAGUGUUCGGAAGUAGACUGGUCGUGGCUGGAGGAAGUAGAGUGUCCGCGGCCUACGGAGUCGUUAGCACCCGUUGCGGUUGACGCGGUUCAAGAGAAUCUUGAACGAGGAGGGAGCACAUCCCCCACCAGUGAAAAUGCGAGGCGCAGGCGCGGCUGCGAACAUCGUGCUACCGAUGCGGGUUGCAGUGGCGCGAUGUCCGUCUCUGGGACGGUGAAGUCCCUCCUGGUGGUCGGUGGUUCUCGAUGGUCGACCUCCGAUCCUCUGGCCGAUUCAAACGACAUCGAACAAGAUGAAACAACGCGUUGCAACGCGAGUAACGAAGCCAUCGAUCGCGAAACGCGCGACACCGGUGGUACCCUGGUUAAUUCUUGGGUACGCGCCUCGAUGAGACGUUUACGCCACCUGAGACUACCGGAAGGAACGGACCGGCAACGGAGCAGCGAUUCGAACAAUCACCGUAGCGGUACAGUCGCGUCCGCACCGAACUCUUUGCCGGAUAUCGCUCUGAUCGCUCCAGAGAUUCUCGCGGCACAGACGAACGGUACUUCCGGCACCCUGCUCAGGCCAUCCAGUGCUCCUGUCAGGAACGUUCACGGUUCAAACGCGGUGUCUCCGCGAAGGGGUGGCCGGCAAUUUCGAGGAAGUCGAUCGCAAGCUACCAGAAGCCGCGAAGUUUCUUCGAGACAAAGCAGUGUCCUGUCGACGACCACCGGUAGCGACACGAUCACUUCAGGAACAACGACGUGUUCCAGCUCUUUCGGCGGUGCUUCCACCAGUCCACCUUCCAGCACGGCGACCAGUCCGCAACGCGUCGCUUCUAGACGGAUAUGCGAAAGGCAAAGAGACGUCGACAGAGACGAGGAUAGAGGAGAGGACGAGGACGAGGAUGCGAAUCCAUUGGGAAAAUGGCCACAUGCUCUUAGUCCAGCCUUGGCGUGCCUCAGUUGCACCCUUGGUCUUUUUAAUAUAAGUAGAUUCUCUAUACUUAGUAUACAAUUUGGAGCAAACUUCAUUGUACAGUUUUUAAUAUUGUCCUUGGUAUUGGGCAUUCCACUUCUUACGUUGCACGUCUGUCUCGGGCAAAGAUUAGCGGCUGGAUCCGUGGAUAUGUGGAGAAUUUCGCCACUGUUUCAAGGUGUUGGUAUAGCUCUCUUGAUUGCGCAAGCCUUUAUUGGUAUUUACAGUAUUGUCGGUGUAUCCUGGAUGUUCGUGUACUUUAGAGAUUCGUUCAUAACGAAACAGGACAAGUACCGAUGGGCAGAACCGUUUUCCUUCUACAGAGAAGAGAAGCCUACGCAGAAUAACAGUAAUUUGCAUAAACUGUACGAAACGGUACCGGAUUAUUUUAGCGGAGUCGUUCUGCAAAGGCAUCAGUUAAACGAAUCGGAUACCGGUGUUGUAACGUUAAAAUUUCAAGUGGCGUUUAAUUUAGCCGUCGUGUGGAUGAUCGUGUUUGUAUCGUUAAGUAAAGGGUUGAGAUCAUACGGUAAAGUAGUAUACGUUUUUACGUUAGUACCAGUGUUUGGUACUUUGGUUCUUUGUACAAAACUACUUGGUCUCAUUCCUCCGGGUUCUAUACAUCAACUCUUCCCUGCUACUGUAUGGGCCGAGUUCUUCAUCAAUGGAAAAUCGUGGGUUGCGGCCUCCAUCGAGGUUUUCCUCACUUGGGGAUUACUAGGUGCAGCCGCCAUGCAGAUAGCUGCUCAUAAUAAGCAUAAACAUUUACUACAACGGGACACGAGUCUAGUGAUAGUACUAACCAUCGUAGUUUUACUUCUAGCGGCUUUUCUGGCGAAUACUUGUGUACAAAUUCUCAAGCAUUAUGGAUAUAUUUAUAUACCGAGUUCCUUUGAAAGAAUAUCGUCGUACGUGUUUAUGAGACCCACGAACCAACCAGCUCCCCCAGGUUACGGUACUACACCGGAGAGAUUUAUGACUCAUGCCUCGUUUAUCGUUGGUGAACGCAUAAUCCGGCCAGGAGCGGAUUUUACAGCCGAAUCUGGAUAUCAAGUCUUGAGACUUUCCACCGAAUUAUUUCCCGCGACUUUGGCGUUACUCGGUACAGAGCAAGUGUCGCCUUUUUGGGCAGUUCUCUUCUAUUUUAUCCUUAUUCUGUUUGGAAUAGCUCAACAGCUAGCGAUAUGGCAUUGCGUGAUAACUGGUAUCAUGGCUAUCAACGCAAAAAUGAUGAAGCUGUGGGAAACUACCAUUACGUUCUUCAGCUGUGCUUGCGCUUACAUCUUGGGAUUACCAAUGGCCACAGAGUUGGGAAUACACGUCGUUUAUUAUCUUGAUUAUACGAUUGGUGGGACCUGGUGGAUAAUGAUUUUGUACCUGGUGCAAGUCGGUGCUGUGUUUGCGGUUCGUGGUCGUCCACACAGCGGUGAAGCCGUAGUUGCUGAACUGUUUCCACCCACCGGUCGAUGUCUCAGGCACUGGGCUGGUCCCCUCUUGUCCUUCACGUGGAACGUUGUAUUACCCGUUAUCCUCAUGGUACUUAGUAUCACGGUAUUCAAGAAUGCUGGUUUUCGAGAACUUUAUUCCUAUCGGCGUACAGUCAGAGAAUACUGGGCGAUUUGGGCAAGGCAACUUGGAGCUGCUAUUCAAUUAAUACCGAUCCUAACGAUACCAGCUGUGGCUAUUAUACAGACGUGCCGAUAUUUGAACAAUGGUCCACCCGAUAUAUUUGAUGUAAGGGUCCGAAGAAUUCAGUUGCUGUAUCGACCAUCCUUGGAACCAGAUGAUCCAAGAGACACGCAAACGCAUAUUGGGAAUGAUACGGGUACCAGUAUCCAUGGCAAUGGAAUCGUGCCUACCAGCACGGAAGUACCGUUCGAGGAUCCGCCACCAAAAUAUACACCUCCUCCGAGUUACACGACAGCAACAGGUGCAAGGAUAGCAAAGAUGUUACGUCAAAGUUUUCGAAGAAGCGUGAGACGAAUAGCGAACGUACUUGGCGAGACUAGCGCUCCAAGACAAAGACCAGCCUUGCAACCUCCGCCGCCCGAUUACGCGACUGUCUUGGUGGAAAUGAAUCAAGGCAGACAAACGCAAGACGUGACGAUUCACGUAACCGAAUCGAGAACCGAGAACAAUGCGAAUGCCCGAAACAGUGCUGCAGAGAGACAUCGACCUAAUACCAUCGACAGAACAACGAGGAUCGGUAUGGUCGGAUGUUCGUUGGAGAGAACGCAUUCGACUUUGGAAAGGGUUCGACGACCGUGUACCACUUCAUCGAGCAGUUCGAACUUAACCGCGGUAGAUGUCGCCAAUUUACUUCGUAGUAGCAUUAGAAGAGGGACCACGAGAACCCAACAGUCCUUACGUAGAAGUUUCUGCCACGACGAACCGACGGCAGCAGCGUCCGUCGAGAAUCUAGUCGAGGCUGCGGCGCCGAUCGGCGAAGAAUCCUUGGUCCUUCCAAAGGACGUAUCUCUAGUCUCCACUGAACAGGCUAACGAUAAUAGCGACGAUAAAAAGACUGCCCAAGAAACGGAUGAUUCCGUUUCUGUGAUAUAGACUUAUGCUUUUCUUUUGUUCGAAGUCCGUUUACCGAGAAAACCCAACGAUUGCUUCAUCGUUAUUACAUUAUCGCGUUUCGCUGAUUAAUUUCUCUUUAUCGAUCCGCAUUACCGAUGAUACUCGUCCUUCGAAGAAUUUUCAUUGCUAAUUUUUCUGUUUAGGCUAUCUGUAUUUGUGAAAGCUCUUUACCGCGAAAGAUCGAUAGAUUAUCGAUGACGUAUCAUUCAUCGAUAACCGAGAAUGCUAUUUUAUCUGUUUCUAGACUGAAUUCAGUAUUUUUAAUUCUUGUCAAAGCUGACGAAUUGCAUAAUCUCAUCGUUUUAUUUAUCAGAUGACGCGCAAAUCAAUAUCGCAUGCGAGAAAUACGAAAAAUAUUAUAUGGAGAAACUCGGUUUCGUUAUUCACGACGAAGUGCUUCGAUUAUUUUUGCGUACGUUCGAGAAGUACGAACGCUUAACUUGCUUCGAAUCAACAUAUUUUUAAAUAAUUUCGGUAUCCUUUAUCGAGACUGCAAACGAAAUGUCAGUGUAAUAUGUACAUAUACUGCUAUAGUUUCUUUUUCUAAAUAGUUUUAUUAUAUAUUGAUGUAUAUAGUAUUUUAACGAAUCAUUUUAAGAGAAAUUUGCUUGUUAAAUAUUUUCGUCAUUAAUCGUGAAAAUCGUUUUAUGCUACAACUGUACAGUCCGUCCAAUGUUCUUCAGGGCCGAUAUCUUACUUUUCGACCGACAGGCGGUCGGUCCGACAGAACGAAGAACCGAUACGCGGGUUCAUUUACCAUCGCGAACAACUAAAAUUAUUGACACCGAAGCGAGAAAACUGUGUGUUUUUUAAUCUACAUGUAGUAUAUGAUUAAACGUUGAAUUAUGAUCGAACAACAAAAAAAUGUAAAAACUGCAUUAUUAUUUACAUGACCACGUAGUUAUAUAGCGUCACAAAUAUUCUAAUAACAUUUCAUAAAUGUAACUGCUAUACCUGAUAUUAUGGACCAUAAUAAAGUUUUUAUGUUCUUUUUUAAA
Molecule: messenger RNA, 6779 nt
Organism: Megachile rotundata (alfalfa leafcutting bee)
Lineage: Eukaryota; Metazoa; Arthropoda; Insecta; Hymenoptera; Megachilidae
Gene: bdg
Product: sodium-dependent transporter bedraggled
Biological process (GO): amino acid import across plasma membrane; nitrogen compound transport; sodium ion transmembrane transport
Cellular component (GO): plasma membrane
Molecular function (GO): L-amino acid transmembrane transporter activity; amino acid:sodium symporter activity
Source: RefSeq, a predicted model, not a curated record